Messenger RNA from Apodemus sylvaticus (European woodmouse), 397 nucleotides. RefSeq names its product aldo-keto reductase family 1 member B7-like. Gene Ontology annotation, cellular component: cytosol; mitochondrion. Bases 77 to 397 code for a protein of 106 amino acids. The transcript is spliced from 3 exons. The record is from RefSeq and is a predicted model, not a curated record. Lineage: Eukaryota; Metazoa; Chordata; Mammalia; Rodentia; Muridae. Gene Ontology annotation, molecular function: aldose reductase (NADPH) activity.
CGCCGCCUGUCUGUUCCGUUUAACCGUUUCUGCAGCAACCACGGCCGCCUUCGUGAAACUCAGUACCAAGGCCAGGAUGCCCAUUGUGGGCCUGGGCACCUGGAAGUCUGCCCCAGAUAAAGUCAGGGGAGCUGUGAAGGCGGCCAUUGAUGCUGGGUAUCGCCACUUUGACUGUGCCUAUGUGUAUCAGAACGAGAAUGAUGUGGGAGAAGCCAUCCAAGAGAAGAUCAAAGAGAAGGCUGUGAGGAGGGAGGACCUCUUCAUCGUCAGCAAGCUGUGGCCCACAUUCUUUGAGAAAAGCCUGGUGAAGAAAGCCUUCCAGAAAACCCUCUCAGAUCUGAAGCUGGACUAUCUGGACCUGUAUCUAAUUCACUGGCCACAGGGAUUUCAGGUUUGA